UAUGCCACAUUCCAAAGUCCAAACGAGAAAGAAAAACAAAGCGUAAAAGCACCGCGGGGACACAAAAUCACGACACAGAGGGCAGCAGCCUUGGUUUGACUCCCCGUCAAGUAUACAACAGAGCAUGAAAGCAGUGUUUUCCUUUUGGCUCCAUCCGCUGUGAAAUUGGACUUCAGAAAGCUACACGAUGCCGGAAAAAGCAGAUUCAAUUGACUACGUGAUGGAGAAGGCGUCGGGACCUCAUUUCUCCGGCCUCCACCUCGACGGACUCCUCUCUUCUCCGCCUUCCUCAUCCACCUCUUCUCCUGCUCACCGCUCCUCCUCCGCCUCCGCAAUUACCGCUGAUGCCGGCGCUCCCAAACAGCCCUUCGUUAUUGGAGUCUCUGGAGGUACGGCUUCUGGUAAGACCACCGUCUGUGACAUGAUCAUUCAACAGCUUCAUGAUCAUCGUGUCGUUCUUGUCAACCAGGAUUCUUUUUAUCGUGGCUUGACAGCUGAAGAAUCAAAACGUGUGCAUGAGUAUAAUUUUGAUCAUCCUGAUGCUUUUGACACGGAGCAGCUUCUGGAUUGUGUUCAGACUCUCAAAAGUGGGCAAUCAUAUCAAGUUCCAAUUUAUGAUUUCAAAAAACACCGUCGUUCUGCGGAUAGUUUUCGGCAGGUAAAUGCUUCUGAUGUUAUCAUAUUGGAGGGAAUUCUGGUUUUCCAUGACCAGCGUGUUCGCAACCUGAUGAACAUGAAGAUUUUUGUUGACACAGAUGCUGAUGUGAGGCUUGCUCGAAGAAUAAGACGUGAUACGGUUGAGAGGGGAAGGGAUAUUAAUUCUGUUCUUGAGCAGUAUGCGAAAUUCGUGAAGCCGGCUUUUGAUGAUUUUGUUCUGCCAUCAAAGAAGUAUGCCGACGUGAUCAUACCCCGGGGUGGUGGUAAUCAUGUUGCUGUUGAUCUGAUUGUGCAACAUAUUCACACAAAGCUUGGUCUGCAUGACCUCUGCAAAAUAUAUCCAAAUGUUUGCGUGAUUCAGUCAACAUUUCAGAUAAGAGGUAUGCACACGUUGAUUCGAGAUCGGGAAAUAUCGAAGCAUGAUUUUGUAUUUUAUUCUGAUCGACUUAUACGUUUGGUUGUGGAGCAUGGUCUUGGUCAUUUGCCUUUUACUGAGAAGCAAGUAGUUACUCCAACAGGAUCUGUUUAUACUGGUGUUGACUUCUGCAAGAAAUUGUGUGGAGUUUCCAUUGUUCGAAGUGGUGAGAGCAUGGAAAAUGCAUUACGUGCAUGUUGCAAAGGUAUAAAAAUUGGAAAAAUUCUGAUUCACCGUGAUGGAGACAAUGGAAAACAGGUAAAGAACUUUUUAAUGAAUAAGAAGUUAUGUAGAAUGGAGCAUUGCUUUUUCUGUGACUUUUUUUUCCACCCUGUUACUAAGCAGCUUAUAUAUGAGAAGCUUCCAAAGGAUAUUUCAGAACGGCAUGUCCUGCUUUUAGACCCGGUUCUUGCCACAGGUAACUCUGCAAACCAAGCAAUAGAAUUACUCAUACAAAAAGGAGUUCCGGAAUCUUACAUUAUAUUUCUAAACCUCAUCUCUGCCCCUGAGGGGAUCCAUUGUGUAUGCAAAAGGUUUCCUUCCUUGAAAAUUGUCACCUCAGAGAUUGAUGUUGCUUUGAAUGAAGAAUUCCGUGUCAUACCAGGUAUGGGGGAGUUUGGUGACCGGUACUUUGGCACAGAUGACUAACCAGUGAUAAUCGACAUGUAGAUUUGUAAUAUUUGCAUAAAUGAGGUAUUGCCCUUGGAUUAAGACUGUUAGCCUGAAAUACAAACAGGUGCACCCAUUGCUUAUAAUUUGGCAGUUGCCAUCUUGUCUAUGAUUAUUAAUACCACCGUGUUGCACCCAUUGCUUAUGGAAAGGGUGGACAAAUCCCUUGCACAAGGCUCAUGGAUACAAAAUUAAUUUGUCUGUUUCAUAAUUGCCUGAUUUUGCAAUUACCAGAUGGAGAUUUGAAACAUUGAUCAA
Tripterygium wilfordii is the source of this 1999-nucleotide messenger RNA. RefSeq names its product uridine kinase-like protein 1, chloroplastic. The record is from RefSeq and is a predicted model, not a curated record. The transcript is spliced from 13 exons. The coding region runs from base 188 to 1720 and encodes 510 amino acids. Gene Ontology annotation, cellular component: chloroplast; cytoplasm. Lineage: Eukaryota; Viridiplantae; Streptophyta; Magnoliopsida; Celastrales; Celastraceae. Gene Ontology annotation, molecular function: ATP binding; kinase activity.